AGGAAGGAUAGAGAGAACGAGUUUUACUUUUAUGUACAAGAUAUUGUCGGCGGCUAAACUGAAAGCGCGAUUAUUAGAAUAUACAUGAAACUGCGAGAAUCAUCUGCCCACACGUAUAAAUAAGCGUGCUCCUUCAUACAGGUUCUACAACAAAGAUUUCAACAAGCCUUUGCAGAAGAAAGAUCAAACAAACAAAGCUGUUCGCCGUUCUUGCGCAAAUUUAAGGCAAUGUCUCUGAUUCCAAGCUUCUUUAGUGGCGACCGCCGGAGCAACGUCUUCGACCCCUUUUCAUUGGAUAUCUGGAAUCCCUUUGAGGGCUUCCCUUUCACCACCGCCGUCGCCAACGCUCGCAUAGACUGGAAAGAGACGCCGGAGGCCCAUGUGUUCAAGGUGGAUGUUCCUGGAUUGAAGAAAGAGGAAGUUAAGGUGGAGGUUGAGGAUGGCACAAUUCUACAGAUAAGCGGGGAGAGAAGCAAAGAGCACGAGGAGAAGAAUGAGAAAUGGCACCGCGUGGAGAGGAGCAGCGGCAAAUUCCUCCACCGCUUCAGGCUGCCGGAGAAUGCCAAGUUGGAUCAGGUAAAGGCGGCAAUGGAGAAUGGGGUGCUGACAGUCACGGUGCCAAAGGAGGAGGUGAAGAAGCCAGAGGUGAAGGCCAUUGACAUCUCUGCUUAAUUCCCAGGCUUGCACAUCUGUGUGUCAGUUGUGUACGUUUGAUGACGGUACUGUAUUCCCAAUUGUAUGCAUAUAUUUGGGGAAACUGUGUUUUUUAGUCGUAAAAGUGAUGUAUUUGUGCAGUGAGAUUGUAAAGUUUGAGUAUCAAUAAAGAAACAGCAUAUUAGUGUUAAAAAAAAGUGAAGAGUAUUCAGAUAUUAGAUACAAAGGUGGUAGAUAUUGGGUGAUUUUAGCUUCUUGAAGCACAAGUUUUGAGUAGAGGUUGAUAUUCCAAACCAUUCUAAGAUGCUGCAACCACUCGUUAAAUCUUUUAGGCACAGUUUAUAUCUCUACAAGGAAUACUAUCUACAAGAACUAAGAUCAUAAAAAGUACAUAUUCUAAUCACCUGAGUUAGCCCAAGUUGUCAUUUGAAGUACAUUGGCCACAUCGAGCAAAUGACGAGAGCAAGCUCAUGACAC
This is a messenger RNA of Sesamum indicum (sesame), 1131 nucleotides long. RefSeq names its product 18.2 kDa class I heat shock protein. The record is from RefSeq and is a predicted model, not a curated record. NCBI's taxonomy places the organism in Eukaryota, Viridiplantae, Streptophyta, Magnoliopsida, Lamiales, Pedaliaceae.